AUGGCUACCCUUGACAACGCUUCCCCGACAUCGACGGCAACACCCUCCCACACAAUCAAAAUCAAAAUCGGCGACCGGGCCGCUUGGAUCAAGGCACUCAACGCGCAACGGCCGGUUCUCAUCCACCUCAACGCCGACACGUCGUGGCUCAUCCAACUGCCGUAUCCGCCGUUGACCUCUGCGCCCCCGGGCCGGAAGCGCUUCAACGUCCUCCUCGACCCGUGGCUGCAGGGCUCGCAGACCGACGUCGCCUCAUGGUUCUCGACGCAAUGGCAUGUCGUCGAGCCCAGCGUGAAGACGAUGGACCAGCUCAACGCACUGCUCGCCGGUCUCGAGGUUGGUUCGGGCGAACCGAGAGUCACGGACAAGUCGUAUAUUGACGCCGUCGUCAUAUCACACGAGUUCACCGACCACUGCCACCAAGCGACCCUGGAAGAGCUCCCCGCGUCGACGCCAGUGUACGCCACGGACAAGGCCGCGAAACUAAUCCGCUCGUGGAAGCACUUCGACUCAGUGGCGACAAUCCCCGAUUUUCUGUCGUCGAGAAAGGACUGGAAAGACGAUUCAAGUUCUUCGCGGCUGCCCCAUUGGGUCGGCAUCGAGCGCGUCACCUCACCCGGGAACGCCAUGAACUUCCACUCCGCCGUCAUGAUCGCCUUCGACCUCGGCAAGACGGAGGCGAUACUGUACUCGCCCCACGGCAUCCGGGCCGCUGACCUGGCCUGCGUCCGCGACUCCGGCUUCUCGACCCUGGCGCUCCUGCACGGCCUCCACGACGUGCGCAUCUGGAUGACGAAGCAGCUGAACCUCGGGGCCGCCAACGGGGUCCGGGCUGUCGGCGAGACUGGGGCCAAGUACUGGGUCGCGACGCAUGACGAGGCGAAAAGGGGCGCCGGUCUUAUCGCCCCCUUGCUCCUGCGCAAAGACACGCUGAAAGAGGCCGUGGAGGCCGAGACGAAACGGGCGGCGGGCAAGGUCCCGGAGUAUCACUUUGUCGAGCUGGGAUCCGGCGACGGCCUGCUUUUGGAAUAG
Molecule: messenger RNA, 1032 nt
Organism: Colletotrichum destructivum
Lineage: Eukaryota; Fungi; Ascomycota; Sordariomycetes; Glomerellales; Glomerellaceae
Product: Putative ribonuclease Z/Hydroxyacylglutathione hydrolase
Exons: 1
Coding region: 1-1032 (343 amino acids)
Source: RefSeq, a predicted model, not a curated record